Messenger RNA from Owenia fusiformis, 901 nucleotides. The record is from the annotation of a GenBank genome assembly. Lineage: Eukaryota; Metazoa; Annelida; Polychaeta; Sabellida; Oweniidae.
AUGAGUGAUAAUUCUCUGGGACAUGUCAAUCACAUAAGUAAUAAUUCUAACCACGCAAAUGAUAUCAAUCAAAGCAAAAUAAAAGCUCUCCAAAGAGAUCAAUCUAGAAACUCUAGUCAGUUAAGGAGCAAUCCUUAUGAACAUUUUAACGGACCAUCUGAAGAGGAGGUGAUUCGGCUAUGUAGAAAUAUAUUGUGUUCAUGUAAGGCGGUCAGUGUACAGAUCCAGGGAGUGCUGCAGACCAGGAGGUCACAGUUGGAGGCGAAACAACUUCAUUCAAGACAAAGAAACACAUAUAAUACUAUGUUACAAAUAAUACCAGUAUUAUCACUAGGGUUGAGGCUGACAUUUCUACUGACUUUGCACUUUUACCUCUCACUGGACACUUCUACUAUAUGCAAUAAAACUAGCAUCAAAGCUCUAAAGAUGGCGCUCCAGUACUGUGAGAAACUGCUCACACUAACUCACAUAGAGAAAAAUAGAUGGCAGGAGAGUGUACUUUUGACAACAACAUUAGGAAAUGGAAUCAAUGAUUUGCUGAACUAGUUGUGACUUGACAGAAGAAUCAGUUUUUAUUGUACCUCAAAAAGGACAUAUGCUGUUGAUUUGAAAUUAUGGAUUGGGAAAUAAAGCAGUCCUGGCUCCCAUUCCAGCAUUCUGCAGAGGCAUUAAACUGUAGUUUAUGUUAAAGAAUGUACAGUUUUGACACCUUGAAAUCUAUCUAAAACCAAUGUGGCACACAAGACAAUAGACUGUCACAUGCAUGUAGUGCACGAAAGCUGAAUUAUUAACGGCCUAUUUGCUCAUUCAAUUUCAUUCAUUUCAAAAUUUCCCUUAAAUUUGAUCAUGGGCCAUUUACCUUUCAUAAGAGUCAGUGUAGGGUUUAAAUUAGAUAAACCAU